Messenger RNA from Drosophila miranda, 1472 nucleotides. It is a transcript of the gene Gr64f, whose product is annotated as gustatory receptor for sugar taste 64f. The record is from RefSeq and is a predicted model, not a curated record. NCBI's taxonomy places the organism in Eukaryota, Metazoa, Arthropoda, Insecta, Diptera, Drosophilidae. Gene Ontology annotation, cellular component: membrane. Gene Ontology annotation, biological process: detection of chemical stimulus involved in sensory perception of taste; sensory perception of sweet taste. Gene Ontology annotation, molecular function: sweet taste receptor activity. The transcript has 7 exons. Bases 15 to 1424 code for a protein of 469 amino acids.
AGCCGGAACGCAGCAUGAAAUUUCUGCCUGCAAAGCUCGAACGAAAAUUCCGUCGCUUAAAGAAGCACUCGAGGUCAUCAUUGACGCGAAAACUUGAUGUGAUGCACGAGAGUGCUCGCAAGAAAGUCAUUGAAGAGAACUGCGAUGCCUACAAAAAUCAAAAGCAGUCGGAGUAUGAGUGUAGGAAACGACCGACAAAAUUCCCUGGCGGCACGAGGGAAACAUUUCUCAGCGAAGGCAGUUUUCACCAGGCCGUGGGCAGGGUUCUGCUCGUGGCCGAGUUCUUUGCCAUGAUGCCGGUAAAGGGAGUGACGGCCAAGCAUCCUGGAGAUCUAAGCUUCUCCUGGCGCAACGUACGCACAUGCUUCUGCCUGGUAUUCAUCGCCUCAAGUCUGGCAAAUUUUGGACUCUCCCUGUUUAAGGUGUUGAACAAUCCCAUUAGCUUCAAUAGCGUCAAGCCCAUCAUCUUUCGUGGCUCUGUGCUGUUGGUUCUCAUUGUGGCUCUCAGGUUGGCGCAGCAGUGGCCCACUUUGAUGAUGUACUGGCACGAAGUAGAGCAGGGCUUGCCGCAGUAUCCAUCGCAGGUGGGAAAAAGCCAGAUGGGACACACUAUUCGAAUGGUUAUGCUUGUGGGAAUGAUGCUUUCCUUUGCUGAGCACCUACUCAGCAUGAUAUCGGCCAUUCAUUAUGCGAGAUAUUGCAAUAGCACCUCUGAUCCCAUCAAGAACUAUUUUCUUCGCACCAACGAUGAGAUCUUCUACGUGACCAGCUACUCCACGGCCUUGGCCUUGUGGGGAAAGUUCCAGAAUGUCUAUUCCACGUUUAUAUGGAACUAUAUGGACAUGUUUGUGAUGAUUGUCAGCAUUGGAUUGGCAGCAAAGUUCCGACAGCUGAACAAUGACUUGAGGAACUUUAAGGGAAUGCACAUGGCGCCUUCGUACUGGUCGGAGCGUCGCAUUCAAUACCGAAACAUUUGCAUAUUGUGUGACAAAAUGGACGAUGCCAUUUCCCUUAUCACAAUGGUGUCUUUUUCGAACAACCUCUACUUCAUAUGCGUCCAGCUCCUGCGUAGCCUGAACACAAUGCCUUCGGUGGCCCAUGCCGUUUACUUUUACUUCUCUUUGAUAUUCCUCAUUGGCCGCACGCUGGCUGUGUCUCUGUAUUCCGCCAGUGUCCACGACGAGUCGCGGUUGACCCUGAGAUAUCUGCGCUGCGUGCCAAAGGAUUCAUGGUGUCCGGAGGUCAAGCGCUUUUCGGAGGAGGUAAUCAACGAUGAGGUGGCACUCAGUGGAAUGAAGUUUUUCCAUCUCACACGGAAGUUGGUGUUGAGUGUGGCAGGCACCAUAGUUACCUAUGAGCUGGUGCUUAUCCAGUUCCACGAGGAUAACGAUUUGUGGGAUUGCAAUCAGAGCUAUUACUCUUAAGUUGAGAAAGGGUUUUAUUUGCAUAAUAAAUAAAAAAAUCAUCUUGCA